Molecule: messenger RNA, 240 nt
Organism: Lachancea dasiensis
Lineage: Eukaryota; Fungi; Ascomycota; Saccharomycetes; Saccharomycetales; Saccharomycetaceae
Source: the annotation of a GenBank genome assembly
AUGGUGAAACGGCUAAGUGGGCUACAGCGUGAAGUCCUACAGAUGUAUAGACAGUGUAUCAGAGCUGCUCAUCGAAAACCUAAGGAAAGCCAGCAUAAUUUCAUCAGAUACAUUAGAGGUGAAUUCCACAAGCACCGAGAUUUGGCCCGCAAGGAUUUUAGCACGAUUGAGCAUUUGCUGCGCGUAGGAUAUCGCCGACUGGAAACCUACUCUGCUCCCGAAGUCAGAGAUAUCCACUAG